Rhagoletis zephyria (snowberry fruit fly) is the source of this 3314-nucleotide messenger RNA. RefSeq names its product PH domain-containing protein blown fuse (gene blow). The record is from RefSeq and is a predicted model, not a curated record. Lineage: Eukaryota; Metazoa; Arthropoda; Insecta; Diptera; Tephritidae.
UUCUAUACUAAUACACCGACACAUCUACAUCUUACAUUUUCAGAUGUGCGUGAGCAUUUCCGAUCUUCGCUGGAGACAUCCGAAUACGAAAAUACAUCGAAUAUGUUUCAUGCGACUGAGGCGGAGUCAACGCUAAAUCUUUUACUACGCUGUGAACUGCUGUUGGCGAACUAUUCCAAGGAUGAUGCAAGUACAACAACACUUAAUAACAAUGAGCGCAUUGUCAAUGGGAAAAUGAAGUCAAAUGAAGUCAAUGAAGGAGUCAAUGGAGUUAAUGGGGUCAAUGGCCUGCCAAUGCAAACGAGGACAAAUACAGCGGACAGUCAAAGCAAUAAUUCAACAAAGAACGCCUCCAAGCAGACAGAACAACAGCACGAAGACGCUUCGUACUUGGAUAUGAGCGGAGGAGGCAAAACUUGUGGCAAGAAAUCCUCCAGCUGGUAUGAUCACUGGAAUAAUGAAACGAAGAGCGAUAAGACUUUCCGGUGCUCAGUACGUCUUGGCAACCAAACCAACAGCCAGGCAUACAGUGAUGAUGAUUUCGAUGAAGAUGAUGACGAUGACAGUGAAGGCAACGAAGAUGACAACGGCUCUCAAAAUUAUGAUAUUUGUCAGGUAUCCAGCCAUGACAAGGACGAGAUGCAGAAGGCAAUAACGCCCGAAUUGGAACCCAUGCAAGCGAUUGAUUGCCCUUAUAUGGAUUUGCCUGCGGGCCACCUUUCCAUCGAGCGCGCCACCAAAUAUGGUCAGCUGCAACGCAUCGAGAAGCGUUUAUUUUUCGAUCAAUGCAAAAAGUAUUACUGUGGUGUGUUGAACGAUUGGCUUCUCUGCUAUGCAGAUGGCCCCACCGCAGCACAUCCGAGCAUUACCUUGUAUCUAAAGCACAGCGGCAUCGAAAUCGAGCAUUAUGGUGAGGGCAAGCGUCGUGAAGUUUGUUUCCAGAUCACCACCGCCGAUCCCAACAAGAAAUUCCUCUUUCAGGCGAAUAGCGAGGUGGAUGCCAAAGAGUGGAUAAUCGCCGUGGAGACGGCUAUACGUGGGGAUGCAGCACCAGCCAAUGUAAUGAAGAACGUUCGGAAACUGCCAACACCGCCCAUUGUUAAGAAAAUAACAUUCAUGGGCCAUAUGAGCGCCGCGCCAGCUCACGAUUGCAUUUACGAGGAACCUUCUCCGCUCUUCCAAACAGAAAAGUCACCCAACAAACCGCCAAAUUUGCCAGUAAAGAAGGACACCUUAUCUGCGCUUGAUAUGGUCAACUGCUUUGAGUACGAUGUGCCAAAGUGUCCACCACAGCCCAUUAAAUCAGCUGAUAUUAGCCACACUGAAUCGGAAACUGUUGAGCUAUUGAAUUUAGGUGAGAAGAGCGUGCUGAGCGCCGAGAAAAUUGAAUUCCAGUCCAUUGUCAAGGAUGUGCAUAGUAAGUUGUCUAGUCAGUUAUCGGCGGGCACGACGCCGGAGCGUCUAAAAAAGGUCGCUAAAAAGACAUACUCCGGUAGCAGUGCCAGCGAUGUAGAAGCUGUAGCGCUUACGCCCGCUUCUGCUGCAGCGGCUAAAGAACACAAGAAACAACGCAAAUCGACCACGCCGAAUGUCAGUCCGCAGAAGGGUAGCAACAGUGUCAUUAACAAUCAAAACAAUACCAGUAACAACACAUGUGCUAGCGAGCGAGCAGCGGUGAAAAGUUGGUUUUUCAAUCGGCUGAAUAAAACCACCUCUUCGGGUCGCAGCACCAGUUCAUCCAACUCCACAUCUUCUUCGCCAGCCAAAUGCAAACAAAGCGAAAAAGAGAAUCUACUGCAGAGCCUCGAAUUGCAUGACACGGUGGAUGGUGUUGGAGGCAGUGAUGCUCUACAUAACACCAGCAGCAACCCCGCUUCACCAAUACUAAAGAACUCAUCCUCUGGCGGCACUGCCGGUAUGGUGGAUAGCUCGAUGAAGAGCAAAGUUGAUCUGAUAAUUAAAGAGUUCGAGACAAGUGCGCACAUGGGCAUGCUCACCAUGGAAACGUUGGCGGGUAGUGCUGUAGCCUCACUUAGUUCCUUCUGCGACAAUGACUGCAAUAACUAUGAGCCCAUCAUGACUGUGACAACACCACCAAGCAGCUUUUUGAAGAAAAUUUAGCUGGUGACUUGCGCAAAUAGCGGAGUGUAGAUUGAAGACAUCACUGGAUGGGUGCAUGGUGCAUCAGACACUCAAUUUAUUUCUAAUAUUAAUUUUAUAAAUUCAAUAAUGCUUUAGAGUUGCACUCUUGCUAAAUUUUGAAGUGCGUGGACAAUAAGAGUAUUCAUUAUUUCAAUUAAAGAAUUGUUCUUUGGAAUAAACAAUUUUCGUUAGUAUUAAAAUGUAAGGAAAGGUUCUUUUUUUCGGACGGUACAAGGUUUGUGGAUUCUUCUAAAAUGAUUUAGAGUUGAGGGAUUCUCCACCUACAUAUGUACAUAAGUAUCUGAAAUUAAGUCACACGAAAAAAACUUUUGGCUGCCGCUCAUAUGAGCGAAAAUUAGGUUGGGUUAGUCUGGCUGGCUGUGUCACAAACGAAUAGCAGGUGAAGAUAGCUGAAGGUUUACCCAAGAAGGUCUGAGGAAGUGAUUCCCUGUAUGCCUUCUAGAAUGGCGUUUUCUAUUGUACUAGUUUAUAUUAUUUGCAAUGCAUUUUUGGUUGCAAUACAGCAGCUGGAUACAAUUAGUGAAAUUGAUAAUUUUUGUGAAUUUGGAUUGGGAACGAAAAAUUAAACUGAAGCUGGCACGGAGCCGAACUGCUUAGUCCCAAAACCAAAUUUGCUACUCUUUCGAACUCCGAAAGAGAUGAAUCACAGAGAUACGUGCACGGAAUAAACAACAUUCGUUUCACACGAAUUUUUAUUCUUACUUAUUUAAUUAUUAAAUUUUAAGUUUAAUACCUAUUUUAGCUUAAUGGCAAAAGGUUGCAGUACAACUCAAAUUAGAGAACAUAAAAAUCAAUAACAGAUCAUUUUAUUUUUCCGCACAUUUAUUUCAGAUAACAUUUUUAUGCUUGUAAAUAUGUGUGUAAAAAUCGUUUAACAUUAAAUAUUCUUUUUGUUGUGAAUUUAUUGUUUCUAUUAUUUUGUGUAUUCAACUAUCGCAGCAAAAAAAAAAACGGUUUUAAAGUCCCACAAUUUUUAAAAUAACUUCAAAAACCCGUCAAAAAACAGUGAAUUUGUUAAGGAAAUGUACAAUUUUCACAGGAAUCUUGAUUUUACAUUAAAAAUCGGACCAUGGUGUUUAAGCAAUUUUUUGAUAUAUCUGCAUUGAUUUUCGAUACACUUGCUAGCAAUGAUAACGUCAAUAUAUAGGAAA